AUGGCUGGUAGUAAGCUAAAGUUACGAUUGCCAGAUUAUUUUGACCCAAAUCCAUAAGAUAAAGUUGCCAUCAGAGUUUAAACAUUAAACAAGUACCCCUAGAUUCUUAUUACAUUACAAGAUGACAAUAAAAAGCCAUUGAAAACAGAAUAUUUGAUAUAUGCUACUUUCAUACCUAAUGAUGAAGGAUAAAUCAAUAACACUAACAUUAAAAACUUGAAUAUAUCAAAAAUUGAUAUUAGAUAAGCUUUCGGUUUAGAUGACUAAAUUAGUUUCAGCAAGAUAUCUCCUUUAGGCAUAAUCCAAUUUAAAUUCGAAAAAUCAAUAAAUUAAACUAUGGGCAAAACUUAACUUUUGCUCCUUAUUUAAAAUGCAAUAGAAAUUUCAACUGAUAAUCCAUUCAUUAAAUUAUAGCCAUCAGUAGAGAUAUAAAUCUACCUUAAAAAUCCAAGCUUAUUUAUAUUUAAGACCAUCAGUCCAGGCUACAUUUCAAUCCCACUAUCAAUUCAAAUAAAUCAAAAAGACUAUGAUAUCAUCUUAGGACUCGCCAAAUUUUUUAACUCUACAAUUCAUUUUAGUUGA
This is a messenger RNA of Stylonychia lemnae, 582 nucleotides long. Lineage: Eukaryota; Ciliophora; Spirotrichea; Sporadotrichida; Oxytrichidae. The record is from the annotation of a GenBank genome assembly.